UGAUGCAGCACAGAUUGGCAAGAGCUGCAUUAUGCUUCACUCAAAUGAAGCAAAUGCAUUUGUAUGCGUGUGUAAUGCACAUACACACAAUAUAGGUUAGAUACUGUUUUGCUCUUGGCUCAUUUUAUGCUAUUGGAAAUGCUUCUGCUGGUUUCAAUAUCACAGCUACUGCUGCUGCUGCUGCUGCCUUCCAGAGCUCAGUCUCACCAUAGCUCUAGCUUCGGAUUGGUCUCUCUCUUAAAGUGCUGGCCAAGGGUUGGUUGCAGGGACUGCUGAAUAACAGGUGCAUUUUGCUGCUCCGUCGCCUUUCAAAGAAGCAGCCAAGGAACGCUGGUGCAUCUGUUCUGUGAUAGAAGCAAAGGAGAUAGAAGGCAGCCACUGUGUGCAGGAAUGUUACUAAUCGAGUAGACAGGAGGGACACCCGGAUGCUUGGGAAAAAGAAGAAAAAAAAGAAGCCUGGUAUAUGUGAUUGUAUCGUAAAGAGGAGAGAAAGACAGGAAAGUGAAGACAUAUGAGGAUUAAUACAAUGUUAAAGGAGGGAUGGAUAGAGCCUUUUAGCUGAUUCAGCAGCUGCUCCUGUUAUUUGCACUGCACUUGAAUCACUGAUCCAAAUGGAGAAUGAUAUCUGUUAAUUUUUCGUGGCACUGAAUGCUGUAUGUUUUUUUUUUCUCUUUCCUUAUUGUGGGAGCUGACUUCAGUGCCGAUGAUCCUGCUUCUCAACACUGAUGUAUUUUGGGGGGUAAACGGAAUAAAGGAUGAGUGAAGGGGCUGCCUCGACAUCCCCACCUGUACGUCCGGCUGCUGCUGAGGAGGUGGCAGGUGGAAACACCACUGAGGAAGAGGAUGGGGUACCUAACCCUCGGGAGGUGCAGUGUAGUGACUGCAUUGUCUGGAACAGACAGCAAACAUGGCUAUGUGUAGUGCCUCUCUUAAUUGGAUUCAUUGGUUUGGGUCUAAGUCUUAUGCUUUUAAAGUGGAUUGUAGUGGGAUCUGUAAAGGAUUAUGUCCCAACCGAUUUAAUGGAUUCCAAGGGUAUCGGCCAGGACCCUAUUUUCCUUUCGAAACCCAGCUCUUUUCCCAAAAAUAUGGAGACUACAACUACAACAACUACUACAAGGACCCCAAAUCAAAUUAGUACUCGGUUGACUACAACAACUCGGGCACCAACUCGACUCCCAGGAAGCAGAAUACCUAUUCGGGCAAGCCCUAGAACCACAACAGUGCGCCAUACUGUCGCCCCUCCUACAGUUAUAUCUACCACUGUCCCCCCUAGCACGACCACUUUUGUUUCACGCCCACUUCCAGGGACCCCCACCACCCAGCCAAUGCCCAUCUGGCCCACUGCGGAAUAUUCUACCUCUUCCUACAAAAUUUAUCUUCAUGAUUCCACACAGUCCUGGACACAAUCUCGUUUUCAGGAGUCUACCACCACCCCGGAAACUACCACUCUGCCCAAAUUCCGUACAACCACAUACUUCACUGAACGAUCUGAGCACUUUAAACCCUGCAAAGAUAAGGAUCUUGCAUAUUGCUUGAAUGAUGGGGAAUGCUUUGUGAUUGAAACCUUGACAGCAUCGCAUAAACACUGUCGGUGCAAAGAGGGCUAUCAAGGUGUGCGUUGUGACCAGUUUUUGCCGAAAACAGAUUCAGUUCUUUCUGAUCCAAAGAGUGAGGAGGUAUAUCAACAACAAAUACUAUCAAUUUCCUGCAUCGUCUUCGGAUUAGUUGUAGUUGGUGUGAUUUGUGCAGCAUUCUACUGCAAGACAAAAAGACAAACAAAAAAGAUUCAAGAACAAUUAAAAGAGUCACAGAAUGGGAAAAAUUACUGCCUCCAUGCUUCCAGUUUGUUAGCAAAGGCAAAGUCCCUUGGAGAAAAUAGAGUUCAAAUGCAUAAUUAUUCAAAUUCACAAAGAGAUCCUGAGCCAGUAAGAGAAAAGGUUAUGGAGUCCAGCUUUUCAGAAACUCGCCCUUUCUCAGAUUCCCCUCCAUUAGACAGAGGAAAUCUGUCAAUAAAGCAUCAUAGAAACCUUUCAUCAUGUUGCAGUCCUAGUCAGAGGAGUAAAAUGUUACACAGAAAUGCAUUUCGGAGAACUCCCCCCCUGCCCCGAGGCCGCCUCAAUGGAAUUACAGGGCCAGCAUAUCAGCAACUUGAAGAGCCUGGCCUGAUAGAUCAGGACACAAUGACUUGCCAAGGGUGUUCAUCCAGUGAUUUAAUUCAUCCACAGCAUAACUCAAUAAAUAUGCAACCACAUUCAAGAGAAACACAAUCUUAUUUUAAUGACCUGGAGCGAAAGGACACGAUUGGUUAUUCAACGUCUAGGGCCAACUCCAUUCCCAUUAUACCCUCAAUGGGUCUAGAUGAUGCCUGCAUGCAAACACAGAAUCUUUCAGAAACAGUAGGCAUCAAAAGGUGUAAAAACUCAUUUUCCAAUGAACUUGUCAAGGUGAAUGUUCCACCUAACAGCUGUCUAAUACCAGAACAACAAGAAGUGAAAAUUUUGCUUGAAACUGUACAAGAACAGAUACGAAUUCUAACUGAUGCAAGAAGAAGGUCUGAGGACUUAGAAAUGGCAGUUACAGAAACUGAGGACACUGCAAGUGAAAAUACAGCGUUCCUGCCCUUGAGCCCAAAAUCAAAAACUGAUCAGGAGCCCAAAUUUGUCUUAAGAAAUGAAAUGCAAAGGGACUCAGCACUUCAUGUCUGAUUUUGGAAAUUAACUUUUCUGUCUGAUGUCUAGCAAAAGAGAAAUCAAGGAGAUAAAGUAAACAAAAAUUAUUUAUAUGCAUUAAUUUAUGAGCAUCUACAUAGAAGAAACCAAAUAGUCUAUCGCCCUCAUAUCAUAGUGUUUUCUAAACAAAAUAUUUUUUUAAGGGCAAGAAAAGGUUUGAGGAGGAUAUAGCAUUCACUCAGUGCAUUGAGGGAUUUAAAUAUAUUUCUUAUGGUUCUUCAGCUCCUUUCAUUGCCGUGGGAUAUUUGAACACAUUGAUGUCAAAUGCUUCAAAUGUACCUCCAGCUGCAAAGUGGUUUAAAGAUCCAGGAGUAUGUGAUCUUUCUGACAAAAGGGCCAAAAUGCAUUAUCAUUUGGAAAUCAUAACUGUAUUUUGUUAUAUAAUUUUGCUGACAAUGAAAGCAACACCACAACUAUCCCAAUGAAACAAUUAUAAUUACAAUCUGU
Xenopus tropicalis (tropical clawed frog) is the source of this 3176-nucleotide messenger RNA. RefSeq names its product neuregulin 3 (gene nrg3). Gene Ontology annotation, biological process: ERBB4 signaling pathway; nervous system development; negative chemotaxis. Gene Ontology annotation, molecular function: signaling receptor binding; receptor ligand activity. Gene Ontology annotation, cellular component: plasma membrane; extracellular region; glutamatergic synapse. The coding region runs from base 756 to 2705 and encodes 649 amino acids. The transcript has 8 exons. The record is from RefSeq and is a predicted model, not a curated record. Lineage: Eukaryota; Metazoa; Chordata; Amphibia; Anura; Pipidae.